AUGCUCCAUGUCAUCAAUCGCAUCGAUGCACGCGUAACUCGUAGCUCCCGGAAUCCUGUGACAGAAGAAUUCCGCGUCAUUUUCUUCCCCGACGAGCAGGACAGAGAUAAGGUUUCCGAUGAAAGCGUGCGGUCGCAAGCUAUGCGACUUCUGGAAGAUGAAACGAAGGCAAACAGCGGGGAGCUAACAGGGCAGGAGACGUUCGAGCAGUUCAUGUCAGGCAUCGACGCCACGCGGGCCGCGAACCGCGCGUCGCGGGAGAAAGCGUUCCUACACUGGCAGAUGCAGAACGCUCAGGACAUCGAGUACAUCAUAAAUCGACAGGGCCGGAACGAGCUGUUCGACGAGCGGAUGACCCUGUACGAGAACAUCGUCAAGCAACAGCUCUCUGUGCAGGAUGCUCGGUCCUCUGGGUACCUCGCCAUGAUGAUGACUGCCAUGGACAAGGCGGACCGGAUGCAGGUGGAUGCCUCUUCCCAUAUGAAGGAGCACAUCCGCGAGAUGUUUGUUACGGCUAUUCGCCCUCGCGUGGAGCAGGCCGACCAAAUCUUCGUACAGACAUGCAGGAAUGGCGGCGGAGGCUACAAGCGUUCCUUAGAGAUGUGCGGGGAUAUGAGGCUGUAA
Molecule: messenger RNA, 624 nt
Organism: Gloeophyllum trabeum ATCC 11539
Lineage: Eukaryota; Fungi; Basidiomycota; Agaricomycetes; Gloeophyllales; Gloeophyllaceae
Exons: 1
Coding region: 1-624 (207 amino acids)
Source: RefSeq, a predicted model, not a curated record